Molecule: messenger RNA, 1670 nt
Organism: Camelina sativa (false flax)
Lineage: Eukaryota; Viridiplantae; Streptophyta; Magnoliopsida; Brassicales; Brassicaceae
Product: shikimate O-hydroxycinnamoyltransferase
Molecular function (GO): acyltransferase activity, transferring groups other than amino-acyl groups
Source: RefSeq, a predicted model, not a curated record
GUUCCACCCACUUUUUGUUGUUGUUGUUCCAACGGUCUUCUGAGUAUACUCUAUCUCUGACCUUAUAUGCAUCAUAAUUUUGUUAUUCCACCCACUUACUAUACAUAUAUAUACCUCCCUUCUCACUCAAUCUCGGAUCAAAGUCAUAGCAUAAAACUUUUUUUUGCUUGUAACAAUCCCUACGCAACUAUGAAAAUAAACAUCCGAGAUUCCACCAUUAUCCGACCUGCCGCCGAGACCCCAGUCACUAAUCUUUGGAACUCCAACGUUGACCUCAUCAUCCCUAGAUUCCACACCCCUAGUGUCUAUUUCUACCGACCCACCGGCGUCUCCAAUUUCUUUGACCCUCAGGUCCUCAAGGACGCUCUUUCCAAGGCCCUCGUCCCCUUUUACCCCAUAGCUGGUCGUUUGAAGAGAGACAAUGAUGGUCGUAUCGAGAUCGAUUGCAACGGCGCCGGUGUUCUCUUCGUCGUCGCCGAUACUCCCUCUGUCAUCGACGAUCUUGGAGACUUCGCUCCUUCCCUCACUCUCCGCCAGCUUAUUCCCGAUGUUGAUUACUCCGCCGGCGUCCACACUUUCCCGCUCCUCGUCUUGCAGGUGACCUUCUUUAGAUGUGGGGGAGCUUCCCUUGGGGUUGGCUUGCAACACCACGUGGCUGAUGGUUCCUCUGCUCUCCAUUUUAUCAAUACAUGGUCUGAUAUGGCCCGUGGACUUGACCUUACCGUUCCACCAUUCAUUGAUCGAACUCUCCUCCGGGCUAGGGACCCGCCUCAGCCUGCUUUUGAUCAUGUUGAAUAUCAGCCUUCCCCCACUAUGAAGAUCCCGUCCUCCAAGCCAGACCCUGAUGAUACCACCGUCUCUAUUUUCAAAAUAUCACAUGACCUGCUUUGUGCUCUCAAGGCUAAAUCCAAGCAGGAUGGGAACACUAUGAGCUACAGCUCAUACGAGGUCUUGGCUGGCCACGUGUGGAGAUCAGUGUGCAAAGCGCGCGGACUUCAAGACGACCAAGAGACCAAGUUUUACAUUGCAAUUGAUGGAAGAUCCAGACUUCGGCCGCAGCUGCCCCCUGGUUACCUUGGCAAUGUAAUAUUCACUGCGACACCAUUGACCGUUGCAGGGGAUCUUCUAUCAAAGCCAACAUGGUAUGCUGCAGGGAUGAUUCAUGAUGCUAUAGUUCGCAUGAACGAUAACUAUUUGUGGUCUGCUCUUGACUACUUAGAGUUGCAGCCUGAUCUGUCAUCACUGGUCCGCGGUGCACAUACCUACAAAUGCCCAAAUUUAGGAAUCACGAGCUGGACCAAAUUACCCAUAUAUGAUGCAGACUUUGGUUGGGGUCGUCCCAUAUAUAUGGGACCUGGCGCAAUUGCAUAUGAGGGUUUGUCUUUUGUGCUACCAAGUCCUACAAAUGAUGGCAGCUUAUCCUUGGCCAUUGCCCUCCAAUCUGAACACAUGAAACUGUUUCAGAAGUUUUUCUACGACAUAUGAGAAGAGAUUAGCCGCUGAAGAAAAAACCCUCGUUUUUCCCCUACUAGGGAUACUCCUCGCUGAGCUAAAUUGGCCAUUUUGCUUCUUGUCGCAAUUCAUUAUCUUGUGUUGUAGAGGGGGGUACCACAUGCUUAUGGUCUGUAACAUCUGGACUAUGUCAUAUUGGAACUUUGCUUUAUCUUCAA